Vanessa atalanta (red admiral) is the source of this 4437-nucleotide messenger RNA. Its product is annotated as oocyte zinc finger protein XlCOF6-like. Gene Ontology annotation, molecular function: RNA polymerase II cis-regulatory region sequence-specific DNA binding; DNA-binding transcription factor activity, RNA polymerase II-specific. The record is from RefSeq and is a predicted model, not a curated record. The transcript is spliced from 11 exons. Gene Ontology annotation, biological process: regulation of DNA-templated transcription. NCBI's taxonomy places the organism in Eukaryota, Metazoa, Arthropoda, Insecta, Lepidoptera, Nymphalidae. The coding region runs from base 466 to 2358 and encodes 630 amino acids.
UCGUGCUAUCGGCGAAUUUGUUACGGUCCAAAAAUAAUGAUCUUGUGUUAUACUUUUUUUAUUAGAUGGUGUUCAAAUGUUAAAUAGAACAUAAUAUAUUUAAGUGUUACAUCGGUGGACGUGUUAUAUCAUUGAGUGAAUUAUCGCUGAGAGUGUUUUGUAGAAAUGCGAUAGAAGCCAUACAUACAUCAUGGCCUACUGAUAAUUCGUCACAGAACGGUACUUAGAGAAUGGCGAUAAUCUCAUUAACAUUACAAGUUUAGUCUGUGAAAUAUAUUAAAAAGAAUAAAAUAAGUACUACAUUUCUUUAGAAAGUAGUAAAUACGAAAAAGUAUUUAUAUUAUCUAAACUUAGAAGUUAUAUCAAAUCAUGUUUUAAACGUUUUCGUAAUGUAGUAAUAUAUAUUGAAAAAAAAUAUAAAUGUUUAUAUUCGAUAUCUUUUGAAAUAAAUUAUCAAAAAAAAAAAUGGAUCCUUCACCAGAAAUGCAUACAGAUAUACAAAUCAAAGAAGAACCGGUAGAACUACAUGAAAUGGAUAUUGAAGUGAAUUUAAAAAUAGAAAACGAUAUUACCAAGGAGGAUGAAAGUGUUCAACCAGAUAAUUUUGUCGCUAUUAAACAAGAAUUACCAAACAAAUUUUCUGUCAAAUUAGAGCCUGUAGAUGAUGGUGAUAAUGCUUAUGGAAACCAAGAAAUAGUUCCAGAACAAAUGAUUAUGAAACUUGAUCCUUCAUAUUAUGACGGUGAAUUUUAUAAUAAUUAUGAUGGAAAACUAUUAACCAACUCCAGAGUAAGACAAGACAAGGAUGAAAUGGACGAUGACUAUUUGCCUGCAAAGAGUAAGAAAAAGAAAAAGGAGUCAAAUGUUAAACCUCUUUUCAAAGGAAAACAACGAAACGACGAACAGACAUACUCAGAUGACAUAACGAAACACAUAGAAAUAGUGACGAUAGAUGAGGCCGAGCGGGUCGUGGAACACCAUGACUUGUUCAAUAGUCGCAAACACAUGAACUAUACAUGCGAGCCGUGCGCGUUGGGGUUCGUCAUUGAGGACGCUUACCACAUGCACAUGAAAAUACAUUCGCCGGAGAACGGCAGCCACGCGUGCGACAUCUGCGGCGCGCGCGUGAAGAGCGCGGACGUGCUGUACCGCCACCGCCUGCGCCACUACCGGCGCUACCGCUGCCGCGUGUGCGCGCUGCGCCUGCGCGACAAGGACACGGUGGCGGCGCACGUCAUGCGCGAGCACGUCGGCGCCGCCUUCGUGUGCGCGCACUGCGGCCGCGGGUUCAAACGGCCGCAGUACCUGAAGCGGCACGUGGAACAGAUGCACACGAGGCCGCUGCACCUCGAGUGCCCCGUGUGUCAGCGCGUGUUCUACGAGCGGGGCUGGUACCGGUGUCAUGUCAGGACUCACAAUGAAGAAGUACGCAAGAAUAUAGAUAGAAAGGCGAUAUGUUCGCAUUGCGGCCGUGAAUUUAGGAAUAAAGCCUACCUCAUACGACACUUGCAGACACACGAGGACCGCCAGCCAGUCGUGUGUAAGCACUGUUCUAGAACGUUCAAGAACAUUGAAGUGCUCAGGGUACAUUACAGGCAGCAUCAUUCGAAGAAUCCUCUGAACGAAGAUGGUACCUUCAACGAGAACUUCACCGGUCGUACGUACGCUUCGCAGGGGCGUGUAAGAGGCGCGGGCGCCAACACGACGUGCGCGCAGUGCGGGCGCGUGCUGACGACGCGCGCCAUGCUCGCGCGCCACACGCAGCGCAUGCACACCGAGCGCGUGCGCAAGUUCCAGUGCGACUACUGCAAGAAGUGGUACUUCACGAAGGCCGAGGUGCGCUCGCACAUCGAGUGGACGCACCUGCAGCAGCGGCGCCACGCGUGCGCGUGCGGCCGCGUGUUCCGCACGCCGGCGCGGCUGCGCGCGCACGCGUGCGCCGUGCAUCUGCGCAUCGCGCCGCCGCGCGACAAGACCUGCCCCGUCUGCGGGAAGAUGUUCGCGAAUCAACAAGUCCUCACACGUCACAUCAAAGGUCACUCGGGCGAGACUUACCCGUGCAAUGAAUGCGGGCAGAAGUUCAAGACUCAGUCGUACGUCAAAAUACACUACAAACUGAAACACCUGAAGAUGUCACGCGCAGAGAUCAAAGCUCAAAGCAAGAGGACGCUCAUCACGGUGGAGAACAGUAUGGACGAAAGAAUGGUAUCGAAGAUCAAAGUCUACGAUCCCAUCACGAGUGGCGACGACCCGCUCUUUAUAAACGCUCAAGAGAGGGAAACUGGCGUGAAAAUGGAAAAUCAAGAUAUAUCUGUGCCGCUGUUUGAAACGUUCGUCGAUAUCCAGCGAGAGUGUUGAACCCGUUUUGAAUUUAGCGUUAAAUUGAAGAUUUUUCAAAUAGUAUUAUACAGGGGCGUAGCCAGGUGGAUCGUAACACAAUUUUUAUAAUUUUCUAUAGCCUACUUCAGUUAAACAUACCUUAGAUAUUUCUAACAGCUCCGAUACCAACUUCGGCGCCAGGCAAUAUAUUAAUACUAAUAUAAUAAAUUCGAAAGUAACUCAACACCCAAACCACUGAACAUGGAAGGAUUAAGGCUAAUAGACCAACCCCUAAAGCAAGCGCCAGUUAGACGUCCAAUGAUAUCACCUCAAUUCAAGGUCAGAAUUGUUUAUAUGUCGUUAGAAUAGGCUAUAGAACAUUCUAGAAGUCCCUUCUCAGAUUAUGGCUGCGUUAUUAAGGAUUGAUACAAACUAAAAUAUUAUAUUUAUUCUUAACACUUAGUCCGAUUUAAUCUUUGUAUAUAAGCGAAUUACUGUGACUAACUCAUCACGAGAUCUGCGAUACUAUGAGUUCGAUUGACUUGAAAUUAAUCAUAGUUACUCCUUUCGCGACGAAAGGAUUUUAAAGAAGAACUUCAAGAGGGGGUAAAUGGGAGGAGCUGUAACUUAAGUGUAUGAAUUGAACCCGCACGAAGUCGGGACGGACAGCUAGUAUUAAAUAUAUGAAACGAAUACGUUUAAUAUUAUUUAUAGUAAUAGUCACUGCCGAUGCAAAAAGUUCAAAAAGAAAUUUUUAAAGUGAUACAGUAUAUACCUUACAUAUAUAUAUAUAUAUAGGAAACGUUAAUAGAUAUCUAAUGUAUGUAUUCAAGAUUUGUAGGUAAAUGUUAAUUUUUUUUUUAUUUCACAAUUACCUUUAAUUUAUCGAUAUUAUUUAUUUUUAGUUUACUUAAAAAAUAACCGGAAAUAUAUUAAUUAUGUUGUAGUUAUAGAUUACUGUAAAUAUUAUUUAAUUUAUUCUUAUGUAUUAAUGUCAUGAUCUCUAGGAUUUAGUAUCAAUUGAAUUAGUACAGACACCGACAACCUUGAACAUUACGGCAUUGGAAGGGGGGGGGGGGGAAUAGUCCGGGUAUUGUGUAAAGUCUGGCAUUAAUGAUAUAUAAAUAAAUAAAACUGAUUCGACCACUGGUUCUAAUCUAAGCGUGAAAGUUUUCAACUGCGCAACGCCUUGCAAGAAAAUCUUUAUAAAUAAAUGACAAGAUGUAUUUUUUUUUGGACCUAGAUCAAUAAUCACACUUAUACCAAAAGUUCACCUCAGGGGAGACCAGCCAACGCAGGACAAAUUAUAGUGCACUGUGUGUGGAAACACAGGUGCACUCUGUAUUCCGUCACUCCUUUAAACGGAUGUGUUAGUAAAUCCAAAUUUUUUGAUAUUAUUUAUAAAAUAUAUAGAAGCAAUUUCUGCGUGUUUGGUGUAUCUUCCAAAAUAAGUUUUAGUUUCAUAAUAUUGAUUACCUCUCGUGUUUUUUUAAGUCAUUUCACAAAAGCAAUUUUGCGAAUGUUACAUCAUUAGUGUUUAAUGUAUUUAAGGGUAUGAGCCCUGAUAGUCUCUUCUACCUUGAGAUCUAACCUUUAGAAGAAUUCUAGUAUAAUUUAAGCAACGAUCUCCGGACAAGAUGUCCGAUCGGUUCUGUCCUUAGUAUUGGUUUUUAGGUGUUAAAAUUAAAUUAAAUAUUAGAAUCAAAGUACGUUGGCAAUUUAAACAAAGCAAUGAAAGUGAGCGGUAAACUGUUCAGCGAAUCAAAGGCGAAUGGUCGAUUCAAAUAUUUGAAAUAAUUGAUUUAUAACUAAGAAACACUCAAUGACCGGAAACAGGUAUAGCGUUCUGCUAUAGCGUCAAUUGCUAUACACAUAUGUGAAUCAAUACAUAUGUCAAGGUUUAUUUUUUUUAAUAUAAAUUGGCAAGGACAAUACACUACACUACCUUUUCUCCUCUUUAAACAGAUUUUCUUUUUUUUUGUAGCUUACCUUAGUACCGUUAUCAAAAAAAAUUGUAAACAACAUUAUUAAUUAGUAAGCGUUCAUGUUAGCGUUUGUAGAACAAUUGAUACAAGUUGAAGGUUCAAAUUAAAUUUCAUGUUUUCCUGUUAUAUUAAA